This is a messenger RNA of Spodoptera littoralis (African cotton leafworm), 934 nucleotides long. NCBI's taxonomy places the organism in Eukaryota, Metazoa, Arthropoda, Insecta, Lepidoptera, Noctuidae. The record is from the annotation of a GenBank genome assembly.
CAAAUGUCAAUGCGUUAAUGUCAUUUAAAACGCGCUCUUCGGUGUUUAGCGAAAUUAUUUGUUUAUUUGGUUAUUAUCUAUAAAAUAUUGCAUGAAACUUAAUAAUUCACCACAUAAACUUAUUAAUCGUCUAACUAUAUCCGACAUUCAAUAUGGGAGACGAGGAUGUUAUUCGUAGAAGACUCUUAAUAGACGGAGAUGGAACAGGAGACGAUAGAAGACUGAACGUGCUGUUAAAAACAUUGAUAAAAUGGUGUAACAGCACUGAUGACAAACCUGAAGAAAGCAAAGCAACACACGACCGAAUGCUAGCCCAGUUAGCGCAAUGUGAAUUUGCAGUAACAAAAUCACAACUAGGCUCAGAAAUGAUGUCGGCCGAGUUACAAAGCUACGAAGCAAUGUCGAAAGUUCUAGAGAAGUCAAUAGAAGUAGCCAAAAGUCACAUAGAAAAGAGUAAAGCUGACCUGGCUCAAGCAAAGACAGUUCGCAAAAAUCGCAUAGAGUAUGACGUGCUGGCAAAGGUUAUCAGCGAACAGCCAGACAGGAAGGAGACUUUAGAGCGCCUCGGCACUUUGAAAACAGAACUGGCCAAUUUGGAGUCCACAAAACAGCAGUUGGAAAGCCGUUUAGCUUUAAGAAAAAAACAGUUUCAUGUCUUGGUUACUUCUAUACAUCAACUGCAAGCAUUGCUGGAUGAACCUGAUGAUACAGAGUCUGUGUCUGAUGACAUUGAAAUGAAGGACAUUUUGAAUGAACCCUAGUGUUAGUUUUUAAGUGUAGUCUAACUCUACUAUCUUGAACGAAACAGAUUUAUAUCUAUAAAAAUCCCUGAAUUAUGCAUUGUCAUCAAAAAUUCACUGCUGCAUUAGAAUCACGGGCCUCCUUUACAUAAACCAUUAUCUCCUUGCUUUGCAGGCAGUUUGGAGAUCAUGGG